UUAACAAAAAAUAAGCGACUAUCCACAAUAUCAUUGAACCAAUAUUUAUAUCAAGUAAAUGUGAAAUUUAAAAAUAAAUGAAAUAAAACACUUGUGUACACAGAACGUAUUAAGGUUUUUAUUGCUUGAUGGUGUAAAAGUUUACACAAUAAUGACGUCCUGUACUAGGGACUUCUUAUUUGAACCUUUUAAGGUUACCGAAGUUGAAUUUCGCAGUUCUGAUAGUCCUAGACCGAGAAGCGGUCAUAGGGUAGCUUGUGAUGACUUUAACGUGUAUUGCUUUGGGGGAUACAAUCCCUCUCUACCACUUAGUCAAAUACAAAGAAACAAUCCCACAUGGACCCCAGCAAGACCUCUAUUUAAAGAGUUAUGGAGCUUUAAUAUCUCCACUAGAAAGUGGAAGCAACAUAGAGUUACAGAAAAUAUGCCUGAAGAAUUGGCAUCAAAUGCUAUGUGUAUGAAUGGGAGAUAUUUAAUGAUAUUUGGUGGUACAGGUGCUCCAUUUGGAAACAAAUGCAGUAAUGAUGUCAUUGUUUGGAAGACAUGUAUGGGAGAUGCAAAACUCGAAGUCUUAACAGUAACAGGUUCUCGACCUCCUGGUCAAUAUGGUCAGUCAAUACUCUGCCAUGAUGGAUGUUUUUAUACUGUAGGAGGAACAAAUGGAUUUGCUUAUAACUGUGAUAUUUAUAGGUUAGAUUUGCGAACAAUGGUGUGGGAAGCUGUAUUUGUUGGGACAGGCCAAGACGGAGAGCCGCUAGGGAGAUACAGACAUGAAGUAGUGCGUGCAAAUAACAAACUAUACAUUGUUGGUGGUGGUACAGGUGAAUUGGCAUUUGAACUGAUGGAAAUACCCAUGUAUGAUCUUGAGACCAACACAUGGACAACAUUAAUGCCAAAAGCGGACGAGACAUUGAGGAAUACAGCCUCACCGCUACCUAGGAAGUGUCACAGUGCAGUGCAAAUUGAAACGGACAGUGGUGUGCAAGUAUUUGUUACUGGUGGGACAGAUGGCGAGUCAGUGUUUGAAGACGUUUGGAGGUUAAACAUAACAGAUCUCCAGUGGCAUUUAAUGCAAAAGACAGUUCUUCCUCAUCCACUGUAUUUUCAUUCAUCCACGGUCACUUCAUAUGGUUGCAUGUACGUAUUCGGCGGUAUUGAACCAAAAGAAGACGCAACAUGUAGAAACAAUAAGUUAUACAAAGUAUGGUUAUGCAUACCAAAGUUAAGUGAAAUAUGUUGGGAUGCUUUACUAAAUAUGUAUCCCACUUUGGACGAAGUAGAUAAAACAAACUUAUUGAAUAUGGGAAUUCCAAAGCAUUUUGCAGAUAGGCUGCAUCCUGAAUCCUUUUUUUCUGAAAUCCGAGGAAAAAAGUUUGAUUCACAAUGUGCUAUCAAGUAAAAAUUGCUUUAACUUUAUGUAAUUUGUGUUCAGAAUGGCAUAAUAUUUAAUAUAAACGGAGCAUAAUAUUUGUCAUAAUACUUAAAGUAUAUAUUGUAUUUGUUUAACUGUCAAUCAAAUAAAAGAUGGAUGUUUGAUUUUAAA
Messenger RNA from Colias croceus (clouded yellow), 1543 nucleotides. RefSeq names its product kelch domain-containing protein 10 homolog (gene slim). The transcript is spliced from 3 exons. Lineage: Eukaryota; Metazoa; Arthropoda; Insecta; Lepidoptera; Pieridae. Gene Ontology annotation, biological process: positive regulation of stress-activated MAPK cascade. Bases 152 to 1399 code for a protein of 415 amino acids. Gene Ontology annotation, molecular function: protein binding. The record is from RefSeq and is a predicted model, not a curated record.